AUGCCUCUGCUGCCCGGGCUGCGCUGGAGCCGUGCGCUCCUCUCCUGCUUGGCGCUGGGGCUCCUGUCCGCCGCGGCCGCCAGGGACUCGGCUUCCCGCAGCCCCCCGCCGCUGCUCCAAGCCCAGGUUCGGGAGGACUCCCGGCCGGGCAGCCGAGUAGCCGGGCUCAGGCUGUGCGGAGCGGGGCUGCGGGCGGCCGGAGCCGGGCUCCGCUGCGAGCUGUCCGGCCGCUCGCACUCGGACUUCCGCCUGUGGCCCCGCUCCGCCUGCAGCGUGGUGCUCCGGACCGGGGCUCCCCUGGACCGGGAGGUUCGCUCCGCUUACCUGCUGAGGCUGAGCUGCUCCUGGGGGAAUGGGGAGAACCCCGGCGCCCGGUCAAGGGUCCCGGCCGCUCUGCUUCGAGUGAGGGUCCGCGAUGUCAACGACAACCGGCCGGUGUUCAGCCCAGGGCUCGCCCGGAGGCUGGAGGUGGACGAGCUGACCGCCGUCGGCACGGAGCUCGCCCGUGUCACCGCCACCGAUCACGAUGAAGGGAGCAACGCCGCAAUCACCUACAGCCUGACCCCGGCGGUCCCUCAGCUGUUCGUGGUGCCGGGCACUGGUCAGAUCCUGGUUGUAGACUCCCUCCUGGGGGCGCUGCCCCUCCGGCUGUCGGUGUACGCCCGGGAUAAAGGUGCGGACGCCCAGCUCAGCGAGCCCCUGACCGUGCUGCUGCUGCAGCCGGAGCUCCCUGCCGGGCUCAGGAGAGAGACUCGCUCACUGCCCCAGGAGAUGGUCCACUCGGUCACUGUGCCUGAGGGUGAUAAGCUCGGCAAUGUCAUUUACACUGUCCCCGACUGGAAGUUUGAGAGGCGCUGGUUUGAAGUGAUCGCCCCGGACGAUGCCCCGGUCCAGAUCGAGAGGGAUUCCGGCAAAGUUUACUUAUCCAAGAGACUUCGCGGCACGUCGACCGUCCAGAUAACUGUCAAAGUGAGCAAUCAGAAAGGUGAAGACUGGUACUUAUCCCAUUUGACAAUCAACGUGCUGAGAGAAAGCUUUCCGGAGUGGACUAUGCAGCCAUUCCCCUAUCUAACAGUGGUACCUUCAGAUGCUCCUAAAGGUACACCUGUAUUCCAGCUUUCUGCAAGGGAUGAUUCAGAUCACUCCACUGAUGGGAUGGAAUACAUUUUAACAGAAGGUGGAGAAGAGAGAUUUGAAGUUGACAAGAGUGCAGGCACCAUCAGGACCACUGGUUCAACGCUGCUCAGACACAAUGAAUAUGUUUUAACUGUGAUGGCUGUCAACAAGCGGGGUAACAAAGGCCCUCCUGCAUCUAUUUUCAUUCUGGUUGGCUCCAGACCCCCACAAUUUACCAAUGUGUCCUACAGUGUCUUUGUUUCCGAAAAUACACCAGCAGGAGAACCAUUGACAAUUGUAGAAGCCAUUUCAUUCCAGAGGAAGCCUCUGUCAUACUCAUUGCUGAUCAAUCCCACCAGUCUGUUCAGUAUCAAUCAGGACAAUGGGGAGCUGAGUCUGUUACACAGCAUUGAUUUUGAAAGUGAACACCACCUCUACCAUCUAUUGGUGCGGGUACUGGAAACUGGCACAGGACUCAGCAGUGUCACCGAGGUAGUAAUUCAUAUCACUGAUGAAAACGACUGUACACCUGAGUUCCUGCAAUCUAUCUACAGCCGUGACAACGUCCCUGAAAACAUUCCCAUUGGCACUUCUUUGUUGCAAGUUCUGGCACAGGAUUGUGACACUGGGCUCAAUGCAGAGAUUUCCUACUUCUCCCAGGAUGCAGAGUUUACCAUUACCCCUCAGGGACUCAUCAGCCCAAAGCAACAGUUGGACUAUGAGCGACCAAACCACAUGUAUGAAUUUGUUGUUGCAGCUGUAGACAAAGGCAAUCCCGCUCGAACUGGAACUGCAUCAGUGAGAAUCAGGAUGACUAACAUCAAUGAUGAAGCCCCUGUAUUUUCACAGAGCAUAUACAAGACAUUUCUUUCGGAGGAUGCUGGACCUAACAGCCUGGUUGCUACAGUUCAUGCAAAGGAUCCUGAUGGUGACAGUGUUAUCUAUACAAUCUCAGGUGGCAACGAAGACAACAAUUUUGAUCUCGACAAUCAGAAAGGUAUUAUCAAACUUCGUAGAAGUCCACUGCCAAAGCUUCAAGGACCUCAGUAUGUGCUGAAUAUUACAGCAACAGAUGACAAUACCUCAGGAGGGUCCACACCCCUCAGCAGCAUUGCUCAAGUCAUUGUGGGGAUCAAUGAUGUGAAUAACAAUAAGCCUGUGUUUUCAGAGUGUCUAAAAUACAGUGAAGAUGCCUGUGUCUUGGAAAACCAGCCUCCUGGAACAUUUGUACUACAGGUCAGGGCCUAUGAUGCUGAUCUUGGUGUAAAUGGACAGGUGAAGUAUGGACUCAUGAUUCGUGAAGGAGUUAUUCCAGGUUUUCACAUAAAUCCAGACACUGGAUCUAUUACCACAACGCAGAGUUUUGAUAGAGAGAAUCAGCGAGAAUAUACUGUGUCAGUAACAGCGACGGACCAGGCUGAGGAGCCACUGAUCGGCAUUUGUCAGAUGAUCAUACUCAUAGCUGAUGAAAAUGAUAAUGACCCAAAAUUUGAGAACAGUCGUUACCAAUACUACUUGCGUGAAGACACACCAGUUGGCACUAGUUUCCUGCGUGCAGCAGCUCAUGAUGAUGACCAUGGAAUCAAUGCAGUCAUCACUUACUCGAUAUCCAGGCAGCAGCCGGAGUACUUCCAGAUCAGUCCCAGCACAGGAUGGAUUUAUGUCAACCAUCCCAUUUCUCAGAUUGCUCAUAUCAGUCGUCAAAUAAUAGCAACUGACGGAGGCAAUCGAAGUAGCAGCGUAGAACUAACUGUUACUAUCACUAAUAUACAUAAUCAGCCACCCCAGUGGGAGCAGGAAGAAUAUCAAGUAACUAUCCCUGAGAACACUACUCGUGACUUGAGGAUUGUGACUGUCAAGGCAACAUCUCCUCUUGGUGACCCACGAGUUACAUACAACCUGGAAGAAGGCCAGGUUCCAGAAACAAACAUGCCAAUCCGAUUCUACCUGAAACCCAAUCGUGCUGAUGGAUCAGCCUCUAUUUUAGUGGCAGAACCACUAGAUUUUGAGGUUACAAAAUUUUUCAUCCUUAGAGUCAGGGCUCAGAAUGUGGCUGCAGUUCCAUUAGCCUCCUUUACCACCAUCUUUGUCAAUGUGACAGAUGUGAACGACAAUGUUCCUUUCUUUACCUCAUCCAUUUAUGAAGCCACGGUCCCUGAAGGUGCUGCAGUUGGUCUGUCUGUUGUGCAGGUAUCAGCAACUGAUCUGGAUUCAGGACGCCAUGGAAAGAUUAAUUAUGCUAUAGUGAAGGAUGUCAGUGGAGACUAUAAUUACUUCAGCAUUGAUUUUGAAACAGGAAUAAUAUUCACGCAGACAUCCUUUGACAGAGAGGUGAAAGGGUCUUAUUUGAUAGAAGUUCAAUCUCAAGACAACUCUGAGUCUGCUCGGCCUGGCAUGCAUGGACAGCCCAAUACUGAUACAGCAUAUGUGAGGAUUUUUGUCAGUGACGUGAAUGACAAUGCACCAGCCUUCCCACAGGAAACCUAUACAAUAAACAUAGAUGAGGACAAAGACAUUGGCUUUGUUGUUAUCACUGUUUCUGCAAAUGAUGGAGAUGAAGGGGCAAAUGCAAAAUUGAGAUAUCAGAUCACCUCAGGGAAUGUUAAAGGAAUGUUUGAUGUGGAGCCAGAAGUUGGAACAAUCUUUAUUGCUCAACGACUAAAUUAUGAACAAGAACAACACUAUGAGCUGAGGCUUGUGGCUUCAGAUGGAAAGUGGGAAAACCAAACGUUAGUGAUUAUCAAUGUCAUCAACAAGAACGAUGAGGCACCAAUCUUCACACAGAAUGAGUAUCACGACAGCAUUAUGGAGGAGCUUGUAGACCUUCCAGUUCUUGUCUUACAGGUUUCAGCUACUGAUCCAGACCAGGGAGCAGACCAGAAUGCCUUACGUUAUUCCCUCCAUGGCCAGGGGGCUAACAGUGAAUUUACCAUUGAUGAGCUUACUGGCAAAAUCUAUGCAAGAAAAAAGUUAGACCGCGAGGAAAGAUCCAUCUGGCGCUUCCUUGUUCUAGCCACUGAUGAAAAUGGUGAAGGACUCACUGGUUUUUCUGACGUAAUUGUUGAGGUGCUCGAUGUAAAUGACAAUCUGCCACUCUUUCUAUGUGCUUUUGAUGGCUGCUUCAUUGGAUAUGUUCCAGAAAACUCCCCAGCAGACACUUCUAUUAUGGAGAUGAUUGCGACAGAUUUAGAUGACCCCAAGACUGGGAAAAAUGCUGUGUUAAUAUAUAGAAUAAUCCAGAAUGUUCGAAAUGAAAUUAAUCUCAACCUGUUCUCCAUCAAUUCUUCCACUGGAACUAUAUACACUGUGUUGGGUUCCCUGGACAGAGAGAAAGAAAAUAAAUACCUAAUUGUGAUAGAAGCUCGAGAUGGAGGUGGAUUGACAGGAACAGGGACAGCCACCAUUUUGGUUACAGAUGUGAAUGAUCAUGCUCCAGUCUUCACACAAGAUCUCUUCAGAGCAAAGGUUUCUGAAAAUACUGAGAUCCACACUGAGAUUUUUGUUGUUUCUGCCACUGACAUGGAUGAGGGAGAGAAUGCCCUGAUGACCUUCAGUAUCAUAGAUGGCGAUGAAGAUCAUAAAUUUUUCAUUGAAACAAAUCAAGUCAAAAAAUUUGGUGUAAUCAAAUUAAAGAAAAAACUGGAUUAUGAGAAGUCUCAUGAGAGAAGGUUCAAUUUAACUAUUAAAGCUGAAGAUGUGGACUUUUAUAGUGUAGCCACUUGUAUCAUUGAUGUGGAGGAUUACAAUGAUCACACUCCAAUCUUCUUUCCACAGCUUUAUGAAGCUGAUCCAUUGCUGGAAGAUGUUUUCAUUGGCACUAGAGUUGUCCAGGUAACAGCUGUCGAUUUGGAUUCUGCCCAGAAUGGAAAGUUUACUUACAACAUCACUGGAGAUUCAGAUCCACAUGGGCAGUUUUCUGUUGACAGUAAUGGAUGGGUAACCAUAGCCAGUGCUCUAGAUCAUGAGCUAAUGCCACAGCAUCACCUUGUGGUGCUGGCCACUGACCUGGGAAAUCCAGCUCUAACUGGGAGUGCAGGUGUUGUUUUAACUGUGCUUGAUGUCAAUGACAAUGGGCCAGAAUUUGAUGUCCUUUAUACACCGAUUGUCUGGGAGAACACAGCUGCACCUCAAGGAAUCCAGUUCAAUCAAACAUCAACAUUGAUGUAUGCCAAAGACAAAGAUAGCCCAGUGAAUGGAGCACCCUUCUCAUUCACUUUAUCAACUCAAGACAGCCAUUCUGCUGACUUCGCCUUGAAAGACUUUGGCAACGGCAGCGCUGGUCUCACAGCACUCCGUAUGUUUGACAGAGAGGACCAAAAGAUCUUCUACGUGCCGGUGAUUAUUACUGACAGUGGAUUCCCGCCCAUGAGUUCCACAAACACUUUAACCAUCACAAUUGGAGAUCUGAACGAUCAUCCCCAUUCAUCUGGUUUUAUGGAAUUUCUGGUUUAUAAUUACAAUGGUCUACUUGGUACUACUAAGCUAGGCAAGGUACAAGCGCCUGAUCUAGAUGACUGGGAUGAUAAAAGAUACAGAUUUGAAGGAACACCUCCAAGAAAUUUUAUCCUCAAUGAAAAUUCUGGUUCGCUGCAUAUUAUUGAAGACACACCCUCUGGAGUGUAUAACUUUCAGGUCAAAGUUGCAGAUGGCACCUGGCCAGAUGUAAUUUCAACAAUAAAAGUUGUUGUCAAAGAAUUGGAAGAAGAUGCCACAUAUCACGCUGGCUCACUUAGACUGACUGAUACCACAGCAGAGGAGUUUAUCUCCCAGUCAGCUGCUGCCGAGAGCAAAUACACCAAGCUAAGGAGAGUUUUAUCAGAAAUUCUUUCAGCACAGCUGGAUAACAUUCAUAUUUUCAGUGUUGUGAAUGUGAAUGGCCAGUUUAGAGAAGUAGACAUUUGGUACGCAGCACAAGGGUCUCCAUUUUACAAGGCUGAAAAAAUGAACGGCAAUGUGGCAGCUUCUAAAGCCAUGCUAGAGGUUAUUUUAAAUGUCAGCAUAUCCCAGGUUGCUGUGGACGCAUGUGUGAAUGCAAACUGUGGCACAGCUCCUGGCUGUACAAGCAGCACCACUUUUAGCCCAACUCCAACUGUGCUGAAUGCUGGAAACUUUUCCCUAGUUUCCAUAACAGCAUUCACUACUGCUCAAUGUGUCUGUGAAGCUCGGGAAAGGCAGAGGUUGUCUUGUUCCUCAUAUCCAAUUAAUCCAUGUCUAAAUGGCGGCACUUGUAUUGAUACUGAUUUGGGCUUCAGGUGUGAAUGUAUUCCAAUGUUUGAUGGGCCAGAAUGUCAGCAGACAAAGUACACAUUUAAAAGCCAUGGUUAUGCCUGGUUUCCUCCCAUAAAGCCUUGUUUCAACAGCCUAAUUUCACUCGAGUUCCUCACUGAAAUUGCCAGUGGGCUUAUUCUUUAUAAUGGACCACUCACUCCAGUACAUUCUGGAGAGCUUGAAGACUUCAUUGCAUUAGAGCUUAGGAAUGGAAUUCCGUCACUCAACAUUAGCCAUGGUUCAGGAUCUCUCCAUCUCCAACUUCCACCAGGUAUCUUUGUUGCUGAUCGGCACUGGCACAGGCUGGAUGUAGAGAGUGAUGGAAAGAGAGUGAAAAUGAUCCUUGAUCAUUGCACUGGUGCUGCUGUGAAUGAGAAGGAAGGCACUGGCAAAGGAUUGUCAGAAAUGGACCGUAAUGUCUGUGAAAUUUCAGAAGAAACUCCUGGAGAAGCAAGAUUUCUAAACGUUUACCAACCCCUUCAGCUGGGUGGAAUCAAAGAGUCACUAUCAAACCGCAAUGAUCAACGUGCUUUCACUGGGUUCAUAGGAUGUAUAAGAAAUUUAAUUGUUGAUAGUAAGGUGUAUGACCUGGCAAAUCCUGCAGAAUUCCUAAACAGUACCCCAGGCUGUGCAGUGACGGAUGGAGUUUGCCGUAGUGCUGGGACAUACUCUUGUGGUAUUCAUGGCAAGUGUUUAGGAGAAUGGGGUUCCUUCAGCUGUGACUGUAAACCAGGCUAUACCGGAUAUAAGUGUGACAAAGCUUUGCCUGAAUGGUCCUUUGAAAAGGACAGUCUGAUUCAGUACCAGCAGAAAGGAGCACUUAGCACUCGCAGAACACAAGUGCAGCUGAUGCUUCGUACCCGACAUCCCAACUGUUCACUCUUCAGUCUAGCAUCUAAGGACACCAGUGAAUACAUUAUAUUGGAGAUUACUGGUGGAUAUUUUGGGAUCCGUGUCAACCUUGGUGAUUGGGAACAUUCAUUGAAACUGCAAACAAUGCGUGUGGACAACGGCCAGUGGUCCCUCCUAAACAUGGAUCGACAUGACAAUGAAUUUACAUUACACCUUAACGAUGGAGGGGGAGCCCAUCAGGUGACAGCUUCUCUUGGCAUCCACAGAGAAAUAGUCAUCAAUCCUUCAAGUCUGGUGCUGGGUAAAAGCCUUCUGGAGCAUUCACCAAAUUAUUUCCAAGGCUGCAUGCGUGAUGUUCGACUAAAUGGUCAUCUCUUACCACUGGAUGGAACAAAUACAAUGUUAACUGCUACCCUUGAACGACAGGGUAUAACAGUUGGCUGCCACUCAGAUGCCUGUAGCAGCAGGCCCUGCUCUGUUCCAUUUUAUUGUGUGGAUUUAUGGAGAAAAUAUGAGUGCAGGUGUCCAAGUGGUCAAGUGUUGGUGAUUAGUAAUGGUACAGGCGUUGAACACUGUGCAAUGUUGCCGUGUGGAGCAUGGACAUGUCGGAACGGGGGCACAUGUGUUGCUCAAACACUGGAUAUGUUUGUCUGCCAUUGCAAAGAAGGUUACAAAGGACAGCAGUGUGAGAUCAGCAUGGUGACUUCAGGAAUUCCAGCAGUGCUGAACAUCAACUCUAUCCUAGCUGUCAGCACGUGCCUCCUCCUCUUAUUAGUUCUGGUAAUUGGCUUCAGUGUAUGGGGCAUGUGUGGAAAAACCAAAUUCCAGAAAGGAGGAGUUUAUCACAUACCUGUUGAGCAUGAAAGUUGGGAGGAUGUACGGGAAAAUAUUCUAAAUUAUGAUGAAGAAGGAGGUGGAGAAGAAGACCAGAAUGGUUAUGACAUCAGUGAGUUGAAGAAACCCUUGCGAGCAAGUCUGUCUCAAUCUCCAUCAAUAACGAUUGCUCCUCUGGUAAAGGCCUCUCCUGAAUCACAAGAAGAGAAACCAGACAAUUUGAAAACUCAUCCAAACAUGAUCUUUUCUGAGACAAUUCAAUCCAAUACUCCAGACUUCAAAAACUAUGUGGCCCGGAUUAUUUGGGAUGCAGAUAAUGAUCUGAGAGCAAUUCCUGAGGACACAGUGCAUGUUUACUGCUUUGAAGGACGAGGCUCACUAGCAGGAAGCCUCAGCUCAAUGGACACGUCCAAUGUAGAUGAGGACUUGAAUUAUGACUAUCUCAGAGACUGGGGCUCGAAGUUUGACAAAUUGAAAGAAUUUUGUUCCCAGAAACAGGGCAAUGGGGUGUAAUGGAAAAAGUAUCACCAACAACACUGAGAUAUUUGAAAAUCCUAUCAUAUCAUUGGAAAGAUCAGUUCAUGAUCUCCUUUUCAUAUUUUUGUUCAAGUAAUCAGAAAUAUUGAGUUCUGUAAAUAAGAGUGAGAUAAACUGCAAGUUGUGCCUCUUCUCAUAUAGACUUUGAAACAAGGGGCAUUCUGGUAGUUCCUGACAGUAACAAUUAAACAAGAAAAUAUAUUAUGGCCAUGGAUUUUAUCUUGCUUGCUCUGUCGGAGUAAAGGCUGUAGGAGACAGUAGCCAAAGAUGAUGUUCAGUCCUGCAUAAUCAAUGACCAACGUUCACAAGGCAACUGAUCUUCCAAACGAUUCUGACGUAUUUUAUUCCUUUAAAAGGAAAGUUGCAAAAUGCAAAUUGAUUGUUCCAGUAUUAGAAACUCAGAUGCCAUGAAUUAUGAUGUUUAAAUUAUACUGAUCUUCCUGAUGAACAUAAAAUCAACUGUCCUAAUCAAAGCCCUAUUCCAUAUCACUUCAGUAGUGGGUAUGUUAUGUGAAAUGUGAAUAUAAUUUUUAGUGUUAACCACUACUCACAAUCAAAUACUUUCUGAGAUUCACCAACUUCAAAUUGUGCUUUUCUACAUUUGAGACAGCUAUUCCUCAGAAAAUCAGUAUGAGUGCAAAUCAGUAAUGUCCUGUUUUGAAAGUUAAGUUAUUUUUGUACUAUAUUUUCUUUGAGAUGACUAUGGUACUUUAAAUAUUACUUUUAGAUGUAUUUAUUUUGUGCAUGUAUAUGUUCUGUGUUGAACUGAAUUUUAAUGUAUUAUGAUUGUUUUGUUAUAACUGAUUAGCAAUGCAUGGUGCUCUGACAUACAAAUCCAACCUGAAUAUUAGACUGUUAUUGAGAUUUACUAACGAGAAUGCAAAGCCUUACCAUGAUAAACUUAAUUGUACUAUGGCAUUGAAGGAAUAAUUCCACAGAUGUAAAAGUAGAUGCUGUAAUUCAUUUCUUGAAUGCAACAAUUGGACAAUUGAAUGAUAGAGGCACCAUGGCAACAAAGAUAGUUUUUUUAAAGUAAUGGAUUAAGGAAAAGUACUGCCAACAGUUACUUGGAACUAAUAUUUUGAGAACUAUGCAUGAUCCCUGAGUGUGACAGUAUAUUUUCAACUAUGGCUAGAAUAAACAAAA
Chiloscyllium plagiosum (whitespotted bambooshark) is the source of this 9753-nucleotide messenger RNA. RefSeq names its product neural-cadherin. Gene Ontology annotation, biological process: homophilic cell-cell adhesion; multicellular organism development; cell migration. The record is from RefSeq and is a predicted model, not a curated record. Gene Ontology annotation, molecular function: cadherin binding; beta-catenin binding; calcium ion binding. Lineage: Eukaryota; Metazoa; Chordata; Chondrichthyes; Orectolobiformes; Hemiscylliidae. Gene Ontology annotation, cellular component: plasma membrane; catenin complex.